This is a messenger RNA of Yarrowia lipolytica CLIB122, 516 nucleotides long. RefSeq lists its product as uncharacterized. NCBI's taxonomy places the organism in Eukaryota, Fungi, Ascomycota, Dipodascomycetes, Dipodascales. Gene Ontology annotation, cellular component: mitochondrial intermembrane space; mitochondrion. The record is from RefSeq and is a predicted model, not a curated record.
AUGUCUUCCUGGACCCCGCCCAAGCCCGGUCUGACAGCAGCUAAUUGCAUCGAAGCCCGUGCCCUGCGCCAGUUUCUCCGGGCAAGUCGCAAAACUGUGGACGACCGAGUUCUGGUGACCAUUUCAAAACUGGGCAAUGACACCGCCGCAGAGCAAAUCAAACAUAACUCUGGAUACACUGGCUACAAACCCGCGUGUAACGAGUUUGUACAGGAGGUGCUGCUACCCGCAUGGAACGAGCGAGACCGAGUUCUCACUUACUGUGGCGAUGUGGCCCGUCUAGCCAAGGACAAGAAGGGAGGAGAUAUGACUGAAGCUGCUCAGACUCAGGACGAAAACGAAAAGCCUGCUAAACGACAGCCGCUUGAUCCCUACGCCGCCGAGGCUCGAACCAACCAGAAAUCGGACGCUGAUCGAGUGCUUGAUUGGGUUGAAACCGAACGAACCAUCGAGGGCAUUGUCAGAGACACCACUCGAGCUGAGGUCUACGACAAGUGCGGAAUCUCUCUGCAGUAG